AUGUCCUAAAGUGUGACUGGAAAGUACUACACAUCAGCGUAAAAAGUUUAAUACCGUUUCUACUGAAGCUGUUAAAAUGGGUCUUCAAGGUUCGCAUCACUAAAGAUUCUGCAAGUAAAACAAGUAAAAAUUAAUAAAUGGAGGAAGAAAUAUGUAGUGAAUUAGCGAAAACAAGUCAGGAUUCAGAAAUCAGAGACCUAAACAAAUCCAGCUUAGAAAAUACUGGAAGAGAAAGUUCUUUAUGCCGAUGGAGCAGCUUCACAGAGACCAGCAUACAGUUUGCAGAAUCAGAUUCUUCGGGAAAUACAUCUACUGUUGGUUCUAGUUCAGUCCAAGGAUCAGAGGAAAGUAGAGGCAAAGCUUCAAGUUUAUCAUCGUCCAGAUCAAGUAUAAAUGGCGCUGAUGCUAAGAUUAGAGCUGAGAAAUACGAAGAUGAACACCAUGAAGGGUACUCUCAAGACGAGUUUGAGCUAUUGGAGGAAAGUGAUAAAACUGAAGACAGUGGUGGAGAAUUAAAAGAAGAAUUUCUAGAUAAAAAGCUUCAGAUUCUACGCAGUAAAAAAAUAUCUGCUUCAACAAAUGUGAAAAAAUCUCAGCUUAUUUUGGUGGAACCAGAGGUCCAAAUGGUGUAUUACCAAAACAAGAUUCAUCUCUUGAACAAAAAACAAAUAAAUGGAAAAGCCCAACACAAGCAAGAAAUAGGUGAUAAACAUCCAAAGAACAUCAAAGAUGAACCACAUCAAUUGGAAAAUGCAAGAAAUGUUGAAAGACUUAAAGUAAAUAAUAUUUUACUCAAGAUGAAAAAGGAGAAUGCUGUUCCAGUUCAUCRACCACAAAAGUGCAAAAAGUGCAGAAAACUCCAAGGAAAACUAGCAGAGGAAAGUUAUAUCACAAAGAAGACGGAAAACUUGAAAAAGCAAGAGAUAGAAAAAAACAUAGAGAAGCAUUUAUAUGAAAAGGAUUCUGCAACUUUGAUUGCCGAGAUAAUCAAAUCAGGCCCAAAACCAAGUGAUCCACCUCAAGAAAUAUGGGACAAGCUACUAAGAAAAGGAGAAUACAGUUGACUUUGACCUAGCUAGCUAGUUACUGCAGCUUCUCACUUAUAAAAAUUAAAAACAAACCCUUGCUGACAGCAUAAAGUUCCCUUUCUCUCAUGAACUAGACUAGCAGUCACAGGGGGAAAGAAUCAAAGAUAUAAUCAGGGCUAACCCUUUUUACCUAGCUAGGUACUGCAACUGUUGCUUGAAGAAGUGAAAAAGAAACUCUAACUUGCAGCAAAAAAUGCUUUCCCCUUCUCUUCCAUGUUGUAAGAAGAAGGAAUUGAAAAGACCAUAAUCAGACCACAGACCUGAUCAAGACAAAAGUCAUGACAGGGAAAUCAGGCAAUAAACACUUGUCAAUAGCACAGCGGUCGUGACGUCAUAAAAACGAAGACAAAGGCGAAAUUCGGACAAACAAACUUACAAGUUUACUUUCAGCAGAUAAUUUUCACAGCCGAUCACAGUUGAUCUUAGUUUACAUGGGUUUUUAUUUUAACUUUAAGUAAAAAUAAUAAAAUCGGUUCGUACAAUCCUCGUAGCGGUUAAACAGAAUGCAAUGUUUGUCUGAAUCUUUAAGCUAUUUUUAGAAUCAGCGUGCUGUGCUAUUAGAGUAUGUAAAGUUACAGAACAAUUUAUUUGAUUGAUGGCAGUGUAUUGUCCAAUUUCCCUGUCACAGCUGUUGUCUCAAUCCAUGCUGAGAAACGAACAAGUGUUUAAGCUCUCUAGCCUGUGUAGUGGCCCUCUUUUUCUUCACAUAAAAAAAUAAGAGGGUGGCUACACUGGCUGAAAGCUCUCUUUCUUGGUCGAUUCCGCAAAUGAUCACACUAGCGACCCUUUCAUUUGUUUAGGAUGAUAGAUUCUAAAGAGACUUGAUAACAACCAGCUAUCUGACAAAGACUAAACUAUUAUUAUAGCAAAACCAAAUAUUCAAUGUGGUCACUACCAAAAAACUACAGUACAUUGGCAUGUCUUUAUUAACACAUUUAUGAACAAAUACUAUUAACAAAUUCUACCAUGAUUUAAAUAUGAGAGGGUUGUAAAAGGCGAGAUAUAAAAUGGUCAAAUCAUUGAAAAGUGACCAUUUUGCAUUUCAAUAAAAAUAAACACAGUCGAGUUUAUGAAAUGAUAGAUAUGGCCAUUUCAUGUUUCAUGAAAAACAGUCAAAUCACAUUUUGCAAAAUAACCAUUUACCACCCUGUACAUAUUUAUAAGACAUUCAAUUGAUAAGGCUCAGCCACAUUCUAUAACAUUAUUUUAUAAAACUCACUUUUACAUUAUUACAGUGAAAAUCGUUGCAUCGCAACCCUGUUUCAAAACCCUGAUUGGAUUUUUAGUCUAUUUGUCAAUCAUCUUGGGAUUUUUGCUGUAAUAAUAAUCACUGACAGCUCACAUAAAAAUAAUUAUAUUUUCUGACUUCCCCCUAAUAAAUUUAUUCUUUGUGAUUGUAUGCGUGGGAAACAUGGUUGAUUCAUUCCAAACAGAAAUCAAUUCAUAAUAGCUUGUCUGGUAUUAUUCAAUCACAUGCUUGAAUCUUAGUAAUUAUUUAGAUAGGCACUUGAAUGACUUUCCUUCUGGACCAACGAGAAUGAAAAAUGUUACACAGCCAAUUAUAAUGAACGGUCCUCAAUGAUAUUAUUAUAAUAUUAUUAAAGGACAAAUACCAUGUUUUCCACUCAUGAAAACAGAAAUUUUGAAAAUAAUUUCCUAUUUUAAAGUUCUCAUUUUUUUAUCAGUUAGCAACAAAUAAUGCAAUCCAAGUUUAUUUUAAAGCAAAGAAGAUGGCUGAAAGUCUUGCAGUAACCUCCUACGAAGAUGUUCUUAGUGUUGCGUGACAGGCACUAACAACGUCUGCAUAGGAGGCUAGUUUUACAGUUGUUGUCUUCACUUUCUUAGUCCAAACAAGUGCCACAGAAAGGAGGAAGAUCCCCCAACAUAAAGUAAACUAUCUUGAAUUCUACUCAUUUUAACAUUCACACUUUCCCCAAAAAUUUCCCCUCUACUACACUGCUUCAUACAGACACCGGAUUUGAAAAAUUCUGCGUGAGAAUAUUUUACAUUAAACUAAAUUUUGAGCCUUCAA
This is a messenger RNA of Actinia tenebrosa (Australian red waratah sea anemone), 3120 nucleotides long. RefSeq lists its product as uncharacterized. Lineage: Eukaryota; Metazoa; Cnidaria; Anthozoa; Actiniaria; Actiniidae. The record is from RefSeq and is a predicted model, not a curated record.